GGACAAGCGGAUACUCCCUAAACAAUUUUAGGGUUUUAUUGAAACAAGCGGUAACAAACCACCUACAGUUCUAACCGCAGCCCAGCACUUUCACAUUGUACCCAAUCUUCUUUUCCAAAAAAAAUCAAAAUCAAAAUCAAGUUUUCUCAAGAAAAUUGCUCUAGUCUUUAACUACACUCUUUUUAAGUUUUUGUUGAACAUGAAAAUCAUGGAGCAAGAAGGAGAGGAUUUUGAAGAAAGGAAAGAUAUCAAAUUUUUGAACGAAGAAGAAGAGGAAACUAAGGUUUAUGAGAGUGGAGUAGACGCUGAAGAAGAAGAUGACGAUGAAGACGAGGAAGAUGAAGACGAGGACGAUGAAGACGACGAGGAUGAUGACGACGACGAGGAUGAUGAUGAUGAUGAGGUGCAGGUUUUACACUCUUCUAGUGGACCAGCAGGACAGUCUGUGAACGAUGACAACGAGGAGGAUGCAGACGAGGAGGAGGAUGGUGAGGGAGGUGAUGACGAUGACGACGACGAUGACGACGACGACGAGGAUGAAGAGGAGGAUGGAGAAGACGAGGAGGAUAUGGGCACUGAGUAUCUUGUCCGGCCAGUUGGUCGUGCUGAAGACGAGGAAGAUGCUUCUGAUUUUGAACCAGUAGAUAAUGGUGAUGAUGAAGACAUUGACGAGGAGGACGAUGAAGACGAUACUGAGCCUGCUGGGAAGGUUGAGGCCCCAAUAAAGAGGAAGAGGUCGGAUAAAGAUGACUCGGAUGAUGGUGGUGGUGGGGAGGAUGAUGAGAGACCAUCCAAGCGAUAAGGCUGGGACCCUUGUUUGGUUUACUGACCAUUUAACAUGUAGGUCAAUCUCUCUAUCCCUCUCUCUUAAGCCCAUCUCAUUGUAGAAAGAAGGAUAGCAUGCUCUUGGAUUAUGUUUUUUCAGUCCUGUAUCAUCAUGUUGCAGUAUUUUUUUAGGAUUAAAUGUUUUAUUUGGAUCAGCACAGUUAUUUGGGGUUUGCAAGAACUAUCUAAAUCAGUUGUUUUAGAUUUGUGUAAGCCAUGACCUUAGAUAAGUUACUCUUUUGAAUACUUGUUUAACUUUUGGGUUUAUCACUAGAUAAGGUUAUGCUCAGCUUCAUGAAUUACUCCAUGAUCCAUUGAAUGGAUGUUGGAUCA
Molecule: messenger RNA, 1158 nt
Organism: Populus euphratica (Euphrates poplar)
Lineage: Eukaryota; Viridiplantae; Streptophyta; Magnoliopsida; Malpighiales; Salicaceae
Product: prostatic spermine-binding protein
Exons: 2
Coding region: 200-802 (200 amino acids)
Source: RefSeq, a predicted model, not a curated record